UCAGAGUAACUCACACAGAGCCCGCGAUGACUGGCGCUCACUCUCCGCGGGAAUGAUCUGAUUUGAGGCUGCGGAGAGUCAGCGGUGCUCUGUGAAAGUCAUGGCCGCUCAAUGCGAACCCUUAAGCGGAUACUUACAGCAGUCUGACCCGGGCUCCAACAGCGAGCGCAGCACCGACUCCCCGCUGCUUGUGUCUGAGGAUGACUCCAGCGGACCCACGGCGCCUCCGGACCCCGAGUGGACCGAGGAGAGGUUCCGAGUGGACCGGAAAAAACUGGAGAUCAUGUUAUUAGCUGCCACAGAGGGGCCAGUCAAUGGAGGUGAGGACUUCUUUCAGAAGGUCAUGGAGGAGACAAAUACUCAGAUUGCAUGGCCAUCCAAACUAAAGAUUGGUGCCAAAUCAAAGAAAGAUCCACACAUCAAAGUUAGUGGUAAAAGGGACAACGUGAAAGAAGCCAAGGAGAAGAUCAUGUCUGUUCUUGACACAAAGAGCAACCGCGUGACUCUAAAGAUGGACGUCUCACACACGGAGCAUUCGCAUGUCAUCGGCAAAGGAGGAAACAAUAUUAAGAAGGUGAUGGAGGACACGGGCUGUCACAUCCACUUCCCUGACUCAAACCGCAACAACCAGGCAGAGAAGAGCAACCAGGUGUCCAUAGCUGGUCAGCCAGGAGGAGUGGAGGCCGCCAGAGCCCGAAUUCGAGAGUUACUCCCGCUGGUUCUGAUGUUUGAGCUGCCAGUCAUAGUGCAGCUGAACCCUGACCCGAGCACUCCUGCCAUCCAGCACAUCUCGCAGACAUACAACAUCUCUGUGGCCUUCAAACAGAGGUCCAGACUCUAUGGUGCGACAGGAGUCGUGCGGGGCUCACAGAAUAAUGCUGCGGCUGUGAAGAGGGGUACAGCAGUGUUACUGGAGCACCUCGCAGGCAACCUGGCCAGUGCCAUAACAAUCAGCACACAGCUAGAUAUCGCGCCUCAACACCACCUCUUCAUGAUGGGCCGCAACGGCAGCAACAUCAAGCACAUCAUGCAGCGCACAGGAGCCCAGGUCCACUUCCCAGACCCCAACUGCCCACAGAAGAAAUCCACCGUAUAUGUGCAGGGAACCAUUGACUCGGUCUGUCUGGCACGGCAGUACUUGAUGGGCUGCUUGCCUCUGGUGUUGAUGUUCGAUAUCAAAGAGGACAUCGAAGUGGAACCACAGUGCAUUACUUCCCUAAUGGAACAGCUCGAUGUGUUCAUUAGCGUCAAACCAAAACCCAAGCAGCCUAGCAAGUCAGUGAUCGUGAAGAGCGUGGAGAGGAAUGCUCUGAAUAUGUAUGAGGCCAGGCGUUAUCUGCUGGGUUUGGAAAGCAGUGGUGUAUCCGUCCCGAGCAGCAGCAGUAACUGCAGCAGUCCUCCAUCAGCCCCUGCUCCACCUCCAGCUCUCAGCUGCACUGUCGGCCUCGACAUCCUGGCCUCCGCUGGACUUGGUCUUACGAGCCUGGGUCUUCUGGGACCUACAGCUGCCUCUAUGACGGGACCUGCCACCAACUCUCUUCUGAACGCUCUAAACAGCUCCAUCAGCCCAUUACAGGCACCAGGAUCUGGGUCACCCAGCCCCAAUCUCUGGCCCAACUCACUUACCAGUCCUGCCAGCACACCAGGUUUCUCAUCACCCCUGGUGAUCCACUCAGCCACCCCAGCCACUUUGACCAGUAUUUUGCUGUCAGGAGUGCCAGGAUACACCCAGAACACCCCUUCUCCUCCGCCCGGUCUCGCACCCAUAGAUCCCCAGGUCAACAGCAUAUCAGACUGCAGUAAAGCUGUGUCUCCACUCAGCACCAAAUCUAGCAACAUGUACAGUCGAAUGUCUGCAGCGUCUCUGGCAGAUAAAGUUCUGACCGCAGCUCAUGGAGACUCUGUGCAGGAAGCCAGUCCUCACUGUCCUUCUGAACCGCUGUCCAGCAAGUCCAGCCAAGACCAAGCCAUGCUUCUGUUUCUUCUUUCAAAGUUUUAUGGCGGUUGGCAAGCAAAUGAAGAUGUCGCUUAA
Messenger RNA from Danio aesculapii, 2032 nucleotides. RefSeq names its product protein bicaudal C homolog 1-B-like. The record is from RefSeq and is a predicted model, not a curated record. Bases 101 to 2032 code for a protein of 643 amino acids. Gene Ontology annotation, cellular component: cytoplasm. The transcript is spliced from 14 exons. Gene Ontology annotation, molecular function: RNA binding. Lineage: Eukaryota; Metazoa; Chordata; Actinopteri; Cypriniformes; Danionidae.